Messenger RNA from Oppiella nova, 282 nucleotides. The record is from the annotation of a GenBank genome assembly. NCBI's taxonomy places the organism in Eukaryota, Metazoa, Arthropoda, Arachnida, Sarcoptiformes, Oppiidae.
AUGACAGAUUAUGAGGGUUUCAAACAACUGGAAGUCAUCCGUAUAUCCGAGUUAACCAGAGCUACCGACAAUUACACUACAUUAGUGAUUAGUGCUGAUAUAUUUAGUUUGGAUACGACACACUUUAACUUGUAUAAUGAAUUUACACGUAAAAUAUUGUGUGAAUGGGAUUACAACGACAACAUCAUGAUGGACCUGUUGACUGCGAUCACCCUAUUCAAUCCGAAUCGACCUAAUAUAACCCACAGACAUAAUGUUAGAAACAAUCAGGUUAAGAAUUGA